UAGAGGUAACCUGUGGUAAAUCUCGUCUCAACGAGGUGAGGGAGAAUGAUACCCAGAAUGACAAUGACAAUGACAAUGAUAAUUUAUUCGGCCUCUGUGUGACAAGCAGCGGCUUUCCCCGCUCCUUUUCCUCGCUGCUGCGAGGCCUGCGGCUCCCCCCGCCCGCUGUGGAGCCCCCAGGUGUGUGGGUGUGUGCAGCCGCACCGAGCUCAGGAAAUGCGGGCACCCAAUUACUCAUGUUUUAAUGUACAGUUUAAGUAAAAAUACGGCAAAACCUAGGCGUCAUCACUGGCAUCUUCCACCCGACUGACAGAUGAUUUAACCGAGGCAAACGCUCCGCGAUUAUCUCGUUCCCGAGCCGUCGGAUACAAACGCACUAAUUAAUUUGAAUUAACUGGCACCCUUAUAACUCAAGCUUAAAGGUGCGAGUGCAGAUAACGUGCUGCAUCUGUAAAAGCCUAGCCGUGAUCGACCGGCGCCUGUGAAGGGCACCCCUCAGCCCUCGCCCCCCGCUCCUAGCGGCUCCUGAGGAGAAGCAGAAGGGCUCUGACAGAGGCGGGAAAGCCUCGCCCCCAAUAUCUCCUGAGGAGAGGCAGAAAGGGACGGGGGAGCUGAGGGAGGGAGGGACAACGUCGUGGGGAUCUUAUGGUGGGCUGAGUGCGGCAGGAGCCGCGGCGUUGAGGUGUAAACGUGAGGGGAAAGGCGAGCCUCGCCGGUGCCCCGCAGCAGAGCGGGUUCUCCUCAGGCCCCCGCCCCGCAGACGCCCGAGGGCGGCGGGGGCGGGGAGGCGGCGCGGAGCGGUUGGUAAAGGCGGGCGGUUCAAACCCAAGCGAGGGAAAGCAGCGGCGGUGGCUGCACGCGAGGAGCCGCUUGGCUUCCCUCCACCCACAGCGCCUCCUCACUAAGGGCAACGGGCUCCGGAGCCGGGCGGCGAGCCGCUGAGGCGGCAGGAUCCCCGCCUUCUCCAGCCAGCCAGCCGGGGGCGAGUUGGGGCGUCGCCUUCGCCUCCCCUCAGGGAGCCCCGCCGGUCUCCUCGGGGGGCAGGGGGCCGCUGUCUCUGCCCGGCGGUUUGCCCCAUGAGGAGGUGAAGCUGUUGCUUUGCUCGUGUCCGGCAUUUCAGGUGACCGAGAGACCCCCAAGCGCUGCUCCCUAAGUAGUCGUCAGUUGUCUUCAUCGCUGGGUUGUCGGUAGGGGUAAAUUAUACUUUGAAUACGGUACCUUCGCUUUGGAAGAUCUCAAAUUGCUUCGCAAAUUAGGAGCCAAAGUGCCAAGCAGAAGAUGUCAGACAGUCAUUCAAUAACGUUCAAUUUUCUGAAAAGAAAUAGACUAACAUCUCCCAGCAGCAAUUUUAGAUACUCCAAUUUUAAAGACACCUGUUCCCCUUCAGUAUUUAUGGACAGCAGAUGCAAUGAUCCUGAAGCAGAACAUAAAGAAGCACCGAGUGCAACAAGUAUAUCUUCUCUACAAGAGCAUUCUGACCAUAUUCACCCAAACAGCCUCUGGUCCGUGUCAUCAUCUAUUGAAAAAGAAAUGAAUUCUAUCUCCUUAUCAGAAAGAAGAGAAGCAAAUAGAAGUACAGAUAUUUUUGAAACUCCUAAAGUGAGUAGAAAAGGCUCCUCGCUACGCAGGAGACUGCUUUUAUCCAAGGCUGCUCCAGCUGGCACACCUGUAGGAUCCUGUGAAAGACAAGCUGGCUCUUCAGGAAGCGGCAGGAAAAAACUAUUCUCUUGUGUUUUGAGCUCUGAAGAAAAACCUUCACAAAUUGCCUCAGGUUCUUCAAAAGAAAACAGUUGCAAACGCCUGACAACUAGCACCUCAGAAACUGAGGACUCUAGUCCUAAUUGCCCCAAACGGAGACUGUCCUUUUCUCAACAAAGGACUUCUACGCUAGAUGAGUCCAAAAGUAAAGACCCCUUAUCACUAGAAACAGAAUGUUUAUCACCAAUUCAGUGUAAGGAUUUUAGUGUUAGUAACGUUAGUGAAUUUGGUGAAAGUGUCCUUAUGAGUGUUAAUGAGGGGUUGCUUCACACUCCUACUUACAGUGUGUUACCUGAGGCCAAUGAGAAUAAGUUCCUGACUUCUGUUGAUAGGCUUGUAGAGAACUUUAACUUUGAGCUGCGUAAUAGAAACACUCCCGCUGUUAAACCGGCCAGUUACCCAAAUCUUUCAACGCCUGAGGACAGUGGAUAUAAUUCACUUCAUCUAGACAAAUCAGGAGACUUAUCAUCUGAUUAUGAGGGUUCUUUCCAAGAGUUUUUUCAAAAACAUAAAGAAGAUUCCAAAAUUCCAGACAGUAAAAGAAAAGCAAGAAAGCUUGAGCGAGUUAGAAGGUUAUCCACUCUUCGGGAACAAGGCUCGCAGUCAGAGACAGAAGAUCAUCAUGGCAGUCCUUCUAAUUUGGAAUAUAUGCUAACAGAAGAAAGAAAUGUCAAUAAAGACUAUGGAGUAGUUUUAAAAGAACAGACUAGUGAAGACUUAGCUGUAAAUUAUACAGAUCUCUCCAGAACUCCAGCUCUGCAAAUAGUCCAUGAAAUUUGCUUGCAGAGGCAAAGAUCAGACCAAAAUCAAGGAUCAAAGAAUAUUGAUGGAACAGAAAUAUUUGCAUUAGAACAUGUUCUUUCUGGACUUAUUGGCAAGAAAAUGGGCCUUGAAAAAUUAGAUAUUUUAACUGAAUUAAAAUACAGAAAUUUAAAACAUGUUCUUGCUAUAGUUUUAGAUGCCUUGACAGUAGAAAGUCUCUGCAGCAUUUGGAAAGUAAGCAAAAACUGGCGUGAAAUCAUUGUACAAGAUAAAAGUGCGGAUAGGAGGAGAAAGUCGUACAUAAAACAGCUGAAGGAAGAAGCUGGGGAAUAUCUCUUGAAAGCUGAAGAUGCUGCCACAAGACUUAAUGUUCUCAACAGAUCUGCUCUGAGGCCUGUUCAGGCUCAAGCCAGAACUCCUGUACAAACACCACCUUCUCAUAUUGAACUUACUCCCAGGAGAUGCAAUUCUGUCCCCCAAUUAACUAGUAGACAGGAAGAAUACGUAAAAGCUGCUAGAACUCUGUUCACCGACGAAGCUCUGAAACCUUGUCCAAGAUGUCAAUAUCCUGCUAAGUAUCAAUUGGUAAAGAAACGGGGGCUAUGUAGUAGAGAGGCCUGUGCAUUUGAGUUCUGUAUUUUAUGUCUGCAUUCUUUCCAUGGGUCAAAAGAAUGUAAUAGUUUAUCUGCAAAACGGAAGAACAAAGAAGAUGCUCCUCCAGGAAGUGCCCAAAGCAAAAGAAAUCUAAAAAGACUUUAAAUUUGUAAGGCAUGCAAGUCCUUACAUUUGAUUCCUUUCUACCUUCUCCUAACUUCCCAGUCUUGUUCAUAUUCUUAAGUAUGUACAUUUUGAAAGUCUAAUUUGAUGUGUUUUUGCUGAUUUAUCAAGAUAACUUGUCAUACAUGUAUGUAUCUUAAUCAGUUCAGUAUAUUUUAUGUUUAUGAAAAAAGUGAGUAUUUUAAAACAUUUUGUCUUGUUUUACCUGUUAUGUAGUAGUUAGGCACUUACUAACAUCUUAAUUAUUCAAUAAAGUAUCUUAAAUGUAGUCUUCAAUAUCUAGCUUACAGCAUCUCACAGGUGUUUAAAAAUGUGAUUCUUGUCUUAAUGACAAAUUAAA
Molecule: messenger RNA, 3637 nt
Organism: Cygnus olor (mute swan)
Lineage: Eukaryota; Metazoa; Chordata; Aves; Anseriformes; Anatidae
Gene: FBXO43
Product: F-box protein 43
Exons: 6
Coding region: 1279-3279 (666 amino acids)
Biological process (GO): negative regulation of meiotic nuclear division; regulation of mitotic nuclear division
Cellular component (GO): nucleus
Molecular function (GO): zinc ion binding
Source: RefSeq, a predicted model, not a curated record